AUGACGACAGCAGCAUACUUCACCCACGGUGGGUCGGACCUCUUCUACGUCGUCGAAGGCACGGGGGCGCCGAUCCUCCUCCUCCACGGCUGGACCUGCGACCACCUGGACUGGAGCUGGCAGCAGCCGUUCCUGCAAGGGCUCGGAUUCCAGACCAUCGCCAUUGAUCACCGCGGCCACGGGCGUUCCGCGGUCCCCCCACCCGCAAACGACACCUCCUCCUACAGUCCAGAGGCCCUCGCCGACGACGCGGCCGCGCUGCUCGCGCACCUCGGCGUCGAUGGCGCCGUCGUCAUGGGCCACAGCCUGGGCACCGUCAUCGCGUCCGCGCUGGCCGUGCGCCACCCGCACCUCGUCCGCGCCCUCGUCCUCGUCGACCCCGUCUAUUACCUGCCCGGCGCGGCGCUGGACCCCUUCGCCGCGCAGAUGGAAUCUCCGGACUCGCCCGCCCUGGCCGCGGGCUUCUUCGAGCAGAACUUUUACACCGAUGCCACGCCUGCGUGGCUGAAGGCGUGGCAUCGGCACCGGACCUGGGGAAACAAACCCCAUGUUGUUAGCGCGGUGAUUAAGGAGCUGUACGGGAAAGAGGGCAGUAUCGGGAGGAGGGAGAAUGCGGUGGGUUAUAUGAAGGGAAGGAAGGCGCCGAGGUUCGUGGCGUGUGCGGAUCAGGUUAAGGUGGAUUUGGAGCAUGAGAUUGGUGUUGAUGAGGCUACGGAUCGGGUGGAGCUUAUUGCGGAAGGGCAUUGGCUGCAUCAGCAGGGUUCCGAGGCCUUUCACAAGGGGCUGCAAUCCUGGUUCGCGGCGCAAGAUUUAUUACCUAAAUGA
Messenger RNA from Lasiodiplodia theobromae, 825 nucleotides. RefSeq names its product Alpha beta hydrolase fold protein. The coding region runs from base 1 to 825 and encodes 274 amino acids. The transcript has a single exon. The record is from RefSeq and is a predicted model, not a curated record. NCBI's taxonomy places the organism in Eukaryota, Fungi, Ascomycota, Dothideomycetes, Botryosphaeriales, Botryosphaeriaceae.